AAAAAAACAAAAAAAAAAAAAACAAAAAAAAAACUGGAGGGCGACGAAGGACGACGACAGAAAUGGCGCCCACGCCCAUUCCUGCGGAGAACGACAGACUACCCGAUAACUACGGUCAACCGGGCUACGUCGCCGAAUACCGUGGAUAUGCCCUGCUGCUCACAGAGCUCAUCAUGAUGGCCGUCACCCUCAUCAUCGUCGGCCUGCGAUUGUUCACGCGUGUACACAUCCUCGGCGCAAUGCAUUCGGACGAUUGGUGGAUCCUGCUGGCAACCGCGAUCCUGAUCGGACUUACAGCGGUGCAUGGUGUUGGAGUCAAGUACGGCAUCGGAAAACACACAUACGAUAUAUCGCCGGAGGAUAGCAAUGUCGCACUUACCAUGAGUUACAUCGGCCAGAUCCUCUACGUCACGUCACUCGGCUGCGUCAAGAUCUCGCUCCUCCUCUUCCUACAGCGAAUCUUCCCCUCGGUGGUCAUGCGCCGCAUCGUCCGCGGCAUGCUCAUCUUCGUCCUCUGCUUCGCGGUCACCAACGUGUUCCUCUUCGCAUUCCAGUGCGACACGCCCGAGUACUACUUCACCAAGAUCAAGGGAGACGCAAAGACCAACGGCGGUGUCUGUCUCCCGCCGCAGGUGGUCUACUACCCGAUGGCUGCCGUCAACAUCCUUACCGAUCUGAUCAUCUGGCUCUUGCCCGUGCCCAUGAUCCUGAAGGCGCGCCUGUCGAAGAAGGAGAAGCUGGGGCUGCUCUGGGUGUUUUUGAUUGGAGGAGUUGCCGUCGGUGCUAGCAUCGUUCGCCCUGUCAACCUCCGCGACAUCAUGGAGGAUGGCGACCCGACGUGGAACAUGGUCAACGUUUCGGUAUGGGCCAUGGUUGAGACCUCUGUCGGAAUCCUAUGCACGUCCAUUCCGGUGAUCAAACCCCUCGUUCUCCGCGUCGCGCCGCGCCUCCUCCUUUCGACCGGCGAACGCAGCCGCGGCGACACGUACGCACGCGACGGCUCUCACAUCGCGCGCCGCAACUCGUUCGCACUCCGCUCCAUCAAAGUCACGCACGACAUCCACCAGGUCGAGGAUGACGCGGUCAGCAUGCAGAACUACGGGUUGCAGCAGCCGGACGUAUCCCGGGGCUUCGACGACUACAAGGAGCCGCCGCUAGAGCCGCAGAGCCCCGCACUGACAAAGACCUCGGCCGAGGGCGGCAGUCGGGGGCCUAAUGGCAGCGAUGAACGGCUCGUCACCCGACUGAGCGAGGAGAGCGGGAGCGUGCGGAAGGAGGACGGGUUGAGUCCCAUGCCCAAGGCUGUUGUUAGAUAACGAUACCCCCCCAUAUUCCCAAUACCCCAAAUGUCUAUUUCCUUUAAUGUAUUAUAUUGCCCCCCAUUUCUUCUUUUCCAUUUCAUUUCCAUAUUAACGCUUCUUUUGGUUGCUACAUUCUGUACAUAUUAACCGACAUUCCGAGCAUUUUUUUCAGCAUUUUUUUUCAUGUUCUUUUCUUCCUACCUAGCAAGCGGGGAAUGUAAAUACUUUUCACUUGCACUCACGACUGGUAUGUAGAAGUAUGUACCGAUAACGAACGAACAUAUGGAGCCGGGACUUCCGGGGCUGAAAGUCUGAAAGUCUGAAACAGAAGGAAUG
Messenger RNA from Tricharina praecox, 1637 nucleotides. RefSeq lists its product as uncharacterized. The record is from RefSeq and is a predicted model, not a curated record. The transcript has 4 exons. Lineage: Eukaryota; Fungi; Ascomycota; Pezizomycetes; Pezizales; Pyronemataceae. The coding region runs from base 63 to 1316 and encodes 417 amino acids.